UAUCAUAACAAAAUGAUUUUUUAUAGCCAAACAUAAACAACAAUUAAUAUGUGAUCCAAGCAGGACUCCCAGCUGCCAAACUUAGCGGGGGAUCGAAUAGUGUACAUGUACGUCGUGCACAGUUCCAUUUCAGAAGAAAUGAAUAGGAUAUGGUAUUUAUAUUGCUUUCGUUCUUGACCUCAACAGUAUUGGGACUAUAAAUUAAACUGUAUUAGCGAGAGGUUUGUAGGCAGAGGAUUGUAUCUACAUCCAGUCCAAUAAGAGAGCGCUCUAGUCUACAAGGAUAUCUAUAAGGGGAGUAUAAUGACGUCACAAUCGGCAACAUAUGAUGCCCUUUUAACCGACACUAUCGGUAUUGGGCGUUACCAAUAUCUCUGUUCAGCCGGACUUAUAAUAGCCAAUAUCAUAGAAUUUUGGCAGAUUUCUUUGACGAACUUUACGGCAGCGUUUAUGGACCACUGGUGUCAUAUACCAGAGAUCUACUCUGUUCUGAACACCUCCGUCCACACCGAGGAUGUUAUCAAGAGUGUUACGAUUCCAUUAGAGAAUCGUGGAGGGAUUGAAAGUUACAGCAAAUGUCGCAUUUAUGCAGUGAACUUUUCAGCUUUUUCAGAGGAGCAGUUACUUAGCGGGAUACACAAAAUUAACGCAACGACAAGAGCUUGCAGGGAUGGGUGGCAUUUCGACACAUCGCACUACGUGUCGACCCUUAUGAGUCAGUACGACCUUGUUUGUGAAGAUGAAUAUCUGACUACAUUUUCGGCUUCGGCACUAGUGGUGGGAUCUCUUAUUGGGGGCUAUAUAUCGGGACAGGUUGCCGACAGGUUUGGAAGGUUAACGACUGCCAGAGUUAUGUAUUUCAUACUGUUUGCGUCGGCAACUGGCGCCAUCUAUGCUCCAACAUACGCCAUCUAUCUAGUGCUGAGGAUAUUUGUAGGAAUUGGCCUAAUUGCAGGGUAUACCCCGCAUUUCGUGAGUUGUGUAGAAAUGUUAACAUCGAGGGGGCGGAGUGUGUUGAUAAUUGUAAUGACGGCACAGUUUAUCGUGACGUUAGGUCCGUUGCCGUUGACGGCAUACUUUGUGAGGAAUCAUAUAACUCUGCAGUUUAUCGCAGCCGGCAUCUUGCUCAUUCCAAUAGUAAUCGUUUUAUUCACCCCCGAGAGUGCACGGUGGCAUUUAUCCGUCGGACAAGUGGACGCUGCCACAGGCAUCAUUAAAACUAUGACGACGACAAACGGAAGAGCAACGCCAGAUAACUAUGAAGAAAUCAUCAAGGCUAUAGCUGAGAACGAGCGUUCCUUAGACGGCGGACAUAAGGGAACCAUAAUAGACCUUUGUAGAACGCCUAGGUUGAGACGUCACACAUUCAUAAUUUUUGCGAUAUGGUUUGCCGAUAUCUUUGGAAACUAUGCGAUGCGCUUCAACAUUGGAACCCUAGUACCUGGAAACAUCUACUUGAAUAUGUAUUUGGUAUUUGGAUUGGGUUCGGCCCUACAACUUCCAAUACACUACCUGGCACACUACAAGAUAGGGCGUGUAAAGACAUUCACCAUUGCAUUAGUUUUAUCUGGAGUUCUAAGUUUAAGCAUGAUAGGGCUCGUGACGAUUCAAGGAUUGCCUAUUCUUGCUGCUAUAGCAUCAUUGAUCGGAACUGCAUUUAUAGAGACAAUUCAUCGAAUAAUCUACAUCUACAGCGGUGAAAUCUUUCCCACUCCAGCAAGAGGAGCAGGGGUUGGGUGUGGUUCAAGUAUAGGGAGGAUUGGGUCACUUGUGGCACCACAGAUCCCGCUGCUCGGCAAUAUCUGGUACGGUCUUCCAUAUGUAGCGAUGGGAGUCAUUCCUAUUAUAGUCGGAAUCAUGUGCUUUUGGUUACCAGAAACAAUGAAUAAGAGGAUGCCAGAUACUUUUGUAGAAGGCGAGUUAUUUGGAUUAUUAAGAAUAGCCAAACAAGUCUCAUUUGUCCGCAAUGAAACAACAAAUGAUAACAGUAACGGUAAUCAAGACGAAGAGUGUGAUGGUAAAAGGGGCCAUACAGAUUGUGCAACAGCAAGCGUAUUUUCAAUCGAUCCCUAUUAUACUGAUAUUAAUAGGGGCGGAAAAUGUGAUGCAACAGCUAGCGUAGUUUUCAAAUGAUCCCUACCACACUGACGGGACGUAGCGUCCUCAGAUGACAUAAGGGAUAGUCAGUUAGAGUAUUUUCCGAUGCUUCAUAGGGAUGUACUACUCUUUUUGUAGGACGAUUUUGACACAUCUUUUAUAAUAUGAACUGUAGUUUAUUUAAAAGAAUAUACAGUUGUAACGAAG
Molecule: messenger RNA, 2304 nt
Organism: Owenia fusiformis
Lineage: Eukaryota; Metazoa; Annelida; Polychaeta; Sabellida; Oweniidae
Source: the annotation of a GenBank genome assembly